AAAGUUUGGAACAUCGAACCAGUUAAGUUUGCUAUUGUGACUAAAAAUGGUGCGAAAUUUGAAGACUUAGACAUAGAAGGUUUGUUAGCAGUCAAAGAAAGUUUUGACAGAAGGUUUUCAAACCUUAAAGAAGGCAAAGCAUACAAACUUGUUAUACCUUAUGAACCAAAGAAAGCAGACGACUAUGAAUAUUAUGAGUCUAAGAUAGUUGAAGUUCAAGGUAAAUUGGGUAAAAAGAUUUUAGAGUCUAAGCCAGUGUUUGCUCCUAAAGAGGAAGAGAACAUUGACAUUGACCCAGAAAUGUUCUAA
This is a messenger RNA of Trichomonas vaginalis G3, 309 nucleotides long. RefSeq names its product protein of unknown function, DUF4108 family. The transcript has a single exon. The annotation marks the transcript as partial. The record is from RefSeq and is a predicted model, not a curated record. NCBI's taxonomy places the organism in Eukaryota, Parabasalia, Trichomonadida, Trichomonadidae.